AUGGCCUCGCCGAUGCGGCUGCCGCUGCUGCUCCUUCUGCUGGGCUGGGCUCUGGCCGGCAGCAUCGCGGAGGCAGCGGGGUCGUCUUCGAGGCGCCGCCGCCCGUCCUUCCACGGCCACGUGCCGGAGAACUGGCCGGCGGGGACGCGGGUGGGCGGCCUGAGCAUCCCCCUGACGCGGCUGGCGCGGCCGGAGCCGUGGUGCGCCAAGGUGCGCGGGCGGCGCUGGCAGCUGGAGCUGCUGGGCGAGGCGCACGGGCACUUCCAGGCGGCGCUGCAGGCGCGCUCGGGACAGGUGUGGCUGCGCACCCGGCGGCCCCUGGACCGCGAGGCCCGCCCGCGCUACGCCCUGCGCCUGGCCCUGCGCUGCCACCGCCGCGCCGCCCCCGCCGAGCUGGCCGCGCUCAGCAUCGCCGUGCUGGACGCCAACGACAACGCGCCCCGCUUCGCCAACCUCGGGCCGUCGUCGUCGGUGCGGCGGCUCCGCGUCGCCGAGACGCUGGCGCUGCGGGCGCCCGUGUGGCAGGCGCGGGCCCAGGACGCUGACGCGGGCGCCAACGCCGAGCUGCGCUACUUCGCCCGCCCGCCCAGCGCCCACUUCUUCGUGGUGCCGCGCAGCGGGCGCGUUGUCCUGGUCCGCUCCCUGCUCCACCUGCGCGCUCCGCUCCCGCUCCGCCUCUUCGCCCGCGACCGCGGCCGGCCCGCGCUCCUAAGCGCCCCGCUCGACCUCGAGGUCCUGCCCGAGCCCGUCCAGCUGCCGCCCCCCGACGACGCCCCGCUCCGACGACGACGCGCCCUGCCCCCGCAGGAGCCCCCGCUGGCGUUGGCGCUGCCCGAGGACGCCCGGCCCGGCACCCUCCUGGCCACUCUCCGCCCCGCCGCCCGCUUCGCCGCGCCCCGCUUCCAGCUCGUGUCUCCCCCCGCCGGGGAGGCCCCCGUCCGCCUGGACGCCGACACCGGAGAGCUCACCUUGGCCCGCGGCCUGGACCGCGAGGCCGCCGCCCGCUGGGAGGUUGUCUGCCGCGUCCAGGACAGGACAGGAAAGAAUUGGUACCUGGUGCAUUUGGACCUCACAGUGACAGAUGUAAAUGACAACGUCCCUGAAUGGGCCAUGGAGCCUUUCCCUUACCUAGCAACUGUUUCCCCUAAAGCUGCAGCAGGCACAAAAGUGUACAAGCUCUUGGCUAAGGAUCAAGAUGAGGAUGAAAAUGGAGCCGUUGAAUAUUUUCUGGUAGAAGGUGGAGAGAACAGAUUUGAAGUUGAAAAAGAUACCGGCUGGAUCAAAACAACCGGUUUGCCUCUGGUGAAGGAGAGGGAAUAUUUGCUGACUGUGCUGGCAGCUGACAAACCAGGACGCCAGGGCUCCCCUGCCUCAGUGUCUGUAGUUGCUGGACGUCGAGCGCCGCAGUUUGCCAACACGUCGUACUCUGUUUACGUCCCUGAAAAUCUGCCACUGGGAGAACCGUUCCUGACCGUGUCCGCUUUGUCACAUCAAAACAAGUCCCUGAGCUACAGCCUCUUAACUAAUCCAAACGGCCUGUUCGGCAUUAACCAGGGGUCAGGGGACAUCUACUUCAGUCGAAAUCUGGAUUACGAGAAUGGUCAGCACCAGUACCUCCUCCUGGUUCAAGCAAGAGAAAACCAGGGACAGCUCAGCAGCACUGUUGAGGUUUGGGUUGUGAUCACAGACGUGAACGACUGUGCCCCAGAAUUCCAGCAGUCAAUCUACACCAAAGACAACGUCCCCGAAACUGUGACUGUAACAACUGCACUUUUACAAGUGUCAGCCCAUGACUGUGAUUCUGAAGAAAAUGCAGAAAUCCUCUAUUACACCCUGAGCUCAGAGUUCAGCAUUUCCAGUCACGGCACCAUCUUCCCAGCCACAGAGCUGGAUUAUGAGCGUCCUAAUCACCUGUAUGAAUUCGUAAUCAUGGCGGUAGAUAAAGGAGAGCCCCCAAGAACUGGGACAGCGACGGUCAGGAUCCGCCUCUCAAACAUCAAUGACGAAGUUCCCAGGUUCUCACAAACAAUCUAUCGGAGUUUCGUUUCGGAGGAUGCAGGUCCAAACACGCUCAUAGCUACGGUUCAUGCCAUAGACCCUGAUGGAGAUGGUGUUGCUUACAGCAUUACUGGAGGGAAUCAAAAGGGAAACUUCAUUAUCGACCCUCAGAAGGGGUUAAUCCGUCUUCGCUCAAGCCCGCUUCCUAGGCUGCAGGGUCCAGAGUAUGUCCUUAACAUCACGGCUACAGAUGACAAUGCCUCUGGUGGACCUCACUCUCUUACAAGCACCGCUUUGGUCAUUGUGCAUGUGGAUGAUGUCAAUAACAACAAACCUGUGUUUCAGAAGUGCCAGCAUUAUCGUGAGCAUGCCUCUGUGCUGGAAAACCAGCCGGUGGGAACCUUCGUGUUGCAAGUGGUGGCAACAGACGCAGAUGAAGGGUCCAAUGGCCAAGUGAAAUAUGGCUUGAUGCACAGAGAGGGGACCCUCCCCGCUUUUAACAUCCACCCUGACACAGGCAUCUUGACAACACUUCAGAUAUUUGACCGGGAGAAGCAGCGAGAGCAUCCCAUUACUGUGACAGCCACGGACCAGGCGGCCGAGCCCCUCAUUGGGAUCUGCCAGAUCAACGUUGUGGUCUCGGAUGUGAAUGACAACAGCCCCAGAUUUGAAAACACUCAUUAUGAAUACUUCCUGAGAGAAGACACGAGUGUUGGGACAAGCUUCCUCCGUGUUGCAGCCCAUGACGACGACUACGGCUCCAACGCUUCCAUCACGUAUUCUGCAGCAGGUGGGAAAACGAAGUACUUCCAGGUCAAUCCUGCUACAGGCUGGGUUUAUGUCAACCAACCCUUGUUACAGAAAUCCUUUAUAACUCAACAAAUCAUAGCAAUGGAUGGAGGGAACAGGAGUAGCAAGGUUGAGCUUAGAGUUACCAUCACCAGUGCAAAGAACCAGCCCCCUCAGUGGGAGAGGGACAGCUAUGAAGUCGUCAUUCCAGAGAAUACAACAAGAGAUACUUCCAUUGUGACAAUUAAAGCCACGUCUCCCCUUGGCGACCCACGCAUCACAUACAAUCUUGAAGAGGGGCUGGUUCCGGAGACCAACAUGCCAAUCCGAUUCUACCUGACUCCCAACAGAGAUGAUGGUUCUGCAUCCAUCCUCAUAGCUGAGCCUUUGGACUAUGAAACCACCAAGUCCUUUUUGUUGAGGGUCCGGGCCCAGAAUGUGGCCUCGGUGCCACUUGCUGCAUUCACCACCGUCUACGUUAAUGUGACAGAUGUCAACGACAACGUCCCUUUCUUCACCUCCUCAAUUUACGAAGCUUCUGUAACAGAAGGAACAGAGGUUGGGACUUUGGUUUUCCAAGUCUCUGCCACUGACCUCGACCUGGGCCAGAAUGGUGAGAUCACUUAUUCUCUGCUACCUGACCGCAGCGGUGACUACACGUUCUUCCGCUUGGAUUCGAAAACGGGUUCCAUCUAUACCGCCUCCGUGUUUGACAGGGAAAAGAAGGCGUCGUACCUCUUGGAAGUCAAGUCCACAGAUGGCUCAGAAUCAGCUCGCCCUGGAAAGCAUGGCCAGCCAAAUACCGACACCGCCUACGUGCGCAUCUUUAUCAGCGACGUCAACGACAACAAGCCCAUAUUCACCAAGAGUGUCUAUGAAGUUAAUGUGGAGGAAGACCAAGACGUGGGAUCAACUGUCAUCACUGUCAGCGCUAAUGAUGAAGACGAAGGAACUAAUGCAAAGUUAAGGUACCAGAUAACAGCCGGAAACACCGGAGGAGCGUUUGAUGUUGAACCAGAAACAGGAGUCGUCUUCAUUGCGCAGUCACUAGAUUACGAAGAAGCCCAGUUGUAUGAACUCCACCUAUUGGCUUCUGAUGGGAAAUGGGAGGAUUACGCCAUUGUAAUCAUCAACGUUGUAAAUAAAAACGACGAAGCUCCCGUUUUCUCUCUCAAUGAAUAUUACGGAAGUGUGAUUGAGGAACUGGAUGGCCUUCCGGUCUUCGUUCUUCAGGUUGUAGCAAAUGAUCCUGAUAGCAUCUUGGAUGGAGGUGAUCUGAGAUACUCCUUGCAUGGACAUGGGGCAGAUGACGUAUUUGCUAUCGAUGAGAACACAGGCAGCAUUUAUUCCCAGAAAAUGUUAGACCGGGAAGAGCGAGCCCUUUGGAGAUUUGUUGUGCUGGCAACGGAUGAAGGAGGGGAAGGGCUUACUGGCUUUGCAGAUGUGAUUAUAAACAUCUGGGAUAUAAACGAUAAUGCCCCUGUGUUCACCUGCAUGCCCAGUGAUUGCAACGGGAGUGUCUUUGAAAGCUCACCUGAAGACACGUUCGUCAUGGAGAUGACAGCUGUAGACUUGGAUGACCCGAACGUGGGUCUCAAUGCAAUUUUGACUUACCGUAUAAUUGAGAAUGUGAAAAAUGACUUGGAUAUGGACUUGUUCAAAAUCAAUCCUAGUACUGGCAACAUCUAUGUGGCGGAAGGGAUGUUGGACAGAGAAAAGAUGGAAAAAUAUUUCCUUACCGUUGAAGCAAAAGAUGGUGGAGGACUGGCGGGGACAGGCACAGCAACCAUCUGGGUUGCAGAUGUAAACGAUCAUAUCCCUAGCUUCACGCAGGAAGUUUGGCAUACUGUAAUCCCCGAAACCAUUGCCGUCAACUCAGAGGUUCUGGAAGUGUCGGCAGCUGACGAAGACAGCGGGGAAAACGCUCACUUGACAUUCAGCAUUAUUGGUGGGGAUCCAGAACAGAAGUUUUACAUUGAAAGCCACAAGGAAGGCCACCACGCUACCAUCAGGCUGAAAAAGGCCUUGGAUUAUGAGCAGAUCCACGAAAGGUGGUUCAACCUUACAAUCAAGGUGGAAGACCUAGAUUUCUCUAGCACCGCCUUUUGCUUGAUCGAAGUAGAAGACCGUAACGACCACAAGCCGGUUUUCAGUUCUCAGUUUGUCCAGCUGAGCCCUUUCUUUGAAAACAUACCUGUGGGAACCACCAUAAUCACCGUGACGGCCACGGACGAGGAUUCUGGUUUGAAUGGGGAUACUGAAUAUUCCAUCCAGGUGGAUUCUGAUCCAGCCGGACAAUUUGCGAUAGACCAGGACGGCCACGUGACCGUGGCCAAACCGCUGGAUCGCGAGGUCAUUCAGGAGUACCGUCUAAUAAUACAGGCUUCUGAUCAAGGCCUACCUGCCCAAACAGGAAGUGUUACGGUAUUGGUUGCCUUGCUGGAUGUCAAUGACAACGGGCCAAGGUUUGAGGCCCCAUAUAUGCCUGUGGUCUGGGAAAAUAUGCCAGGGCCUCAGCUGGUUUCCAUGAGCCCUGCGUCUCCUCUCCUUUGGGCUUUUGACCCAGACAGUGAUGAGAAUGGGCCACCUUUUAUGUUUUUCUUGCCACCAGAUUAUCAGAAUUCUUUGGAUUUCUCUCUCACCGACAAUGGAAAUAAUACUGCAACGAUCACCGCUCUGAGGUCCUUUGACAGAGAGAAGCAGAAGCUGUUCCACCUCCCCAUUAUUAUAACCGAUAGUGGGAGCCCCCCUGUGAGUUCCACAAACAUAUUGACCAUCACUAUUGGUGACGAAAAUGACAACAGCCAUGAAGCUGGCCAUAAAGUGAUCUAUGUUUAUGUACACAGAGGAAAAUGGUCGACAACGGUGCUUGGGGAAGUGUUUGCACCCGACCAGGAUGACUGGGACAAUAAAACAUUUGUCUCUGAAGGAAAAAUGCACAAAUCUUUCAGGUUGAAUCAAAGGACUGGCUCUCUGCUUAUGGUGGAUAAUGCUCCUCAGGGAACGUACGAGUUUAAAAUCAGAGUGUCAGAUGGAAUCUGGCCUGACGUUCUAGCAACUGUGCAGAUACAUGUCAAAGAGAUAGAAAACGAAGCCAUUCGGAACUCGGCAACCGUACGCCUGGCAGACAUGACUGCAGAAGAGUUCAUAAGGAAGGAUGAGCCUGAGGAGAGCAGGCACGACAAGUUUAAGGAUCUUCUGGCAGGCAUCUUCUCGGUCCGCCUUGAGGACAUCGUGGUUUUCAGCGUGACAAAUAUAGACGGGAGACAGACUGACGUGAGAUUUGUGGUUCAAAAUGGCUCCUCCUAUUACAGGCCAGAGAAACUGCUGGGACAGGUUGCUGCCUUCAAAAGCAAGAUCCAGCUGGCUUUAGGAGUGAACGUUUCUCAGGUUGAUGUGGAUGAAUGCCACAGGACAGACUGCAGCGGCAGCAGCGGGUGCGUGAACUACAUCACGGUGAGUGACAUCCCCACAGUGAUGGACACCGGAAGUGUGUCACUUGUCUCCAUAACAACCAGCGUCAGCGCCGUCUGCACCUGUGCAGCUAGAGAGAGAGUCCACCGGUCAUGUAGCUCGUACUCUCACAACCCCUGUUUCAAUGGAGGAACUUGCAUUGACAUGCUGAAUGGUUACAGGUGCCAUUGUUCUGCUUCGUUUCAUGGACCAGAUUGCCAGCAGACAAAGCACAGUUUCCAUGGAAAUGGCUAUGCCUGGUUCCGCCCCAUCAGGCCUUGCUUUGAGAGCUCCCUCUCCCUCGAGUUUAUUACUGAUGUUCCAGAUGGGCUUUUGCUAUACAAUGGCCCCCUGUCAGAUUCGGGACCUGGGAACUCAGAAAACUUCAUUGCAAUAGAGCUUUCCGGCGGGACUCCAGUGCUGAAAGUCAACCAUGGCCUGGGCACUGUGGAACUGCACCUGCCGAGUUAUGUGAACCUCACAGACAAAAGGUGGCACCGUCUCGAAGUGAGAAGCAGCCGGCAGGAUGUUCGAUUCACCGUGGACCACUGUGGAGCUGCAGUUGUGUCAGAGAUAGAAGGGGUAGGAAAAUGGUUGUCGACCGAAGACCGAACAAACUGUGAGGUUGUGGCCUUUGUUCCACAGUCAAGGAGGUACUUGAAUAUGAACCAGGUCCUCCAGUUGGGCGGAGUAAAAGAAUCGGUUCCAUAUUCGUACCCCCAGUUGCGGCACAAACAUUUUACCGGCUGUAUCCGGAGUCUUGUUUUGGACACUCACGUGUAUGACCUUGAGUCUCCAGCGGAGUCUCUGAAUAGUUCUCCUGGCUGCACCUGGACAGACGGCAACUGUGAAAAGAUGGGCUCCUCUCCCUGUGGCCUCCAUGGGCAAUGCCUUGGCGAGUGGGACUCGUUUACCUGCCACUGCCUGCCAGGUUACUAUGGCUCCAAAUGUGACAAAGCUGCUGAAGAAUCUUCAUUUGGGCCUGGGAGUCACAUAUGCUAUCAGCUUCCCUUCUCCAUACCUGCCCGUAGAACAGUAGCAGAUGCCAUGAUAAGGAUGCGAGAGCCCAACGGUAUCAUCCUGAGCAUGUCUUCCCGCAACAAGGAUGAACACAUCACCCUGCAGGUGGUCGAGGGGUUCUUAGCAGUGUCUUACAACCUGGGAGAUGGAGCGGCUGCGGUGAGCCUCCCCUCCUACCAAGUGGAUAAUGGAGAGUGGCAUCACGUUUCCCUGGAGAGAAAUGAGAACGAGUUCAUUCUCCGCCUGGAUGGAGGAGGUGGGAAGAGAGAAAUCCUGAAGGCAGCCGGCGCCUACAAAGAGAUCAUAAUUGAUCCCAACAGCUUGGUGGUUGGCAACACAUACCCUGUCAAUCAGAGCAGCAGUUUCCAAGGAUGCAUGAAGGAUGUCAGAUUCAAUAACUACAGGCUACCUCUAGAUUCUUACCCUAAGGAGCUUGUGCUGAGUGCCCAAGGAGUGAGAAAAGGCUGCCUUUCCGAAGCUUGCAAGAGCAAUCCCUGCAGCCAGCAAUUCAUCUGCAUUGACUUGUGGAUGAUGCAUGAGUGCAGCUGCCCUCCAGGACACAUGUUGGUGGAGAACGUCACCGGCCGGCACUGUGUUUACACGGCAUGCGCUCAGAGGCCCUGUAACUUUGGCACCUGCAUCUCCCAGUCGGCAAGCAAGUUCCGAUGCCACUGCCCCGACGGCUACUCCGGCCGCAACUGUGAAAUCACACUAGCCAUCUUCCACAAAGACGCUGGGCUGAGCUUCAGCUCCAUGUUUGCCAUCUGCAUUUGCUUCCUGGCCCUACUAGUUCUGCUCAGCGGUGUCUUCCUGUGGACUCGGUGGAAGAGCCACAAAAGCAUGAACGGAGGAGUUUACCACGUCACCACCUGCCACGAUGACUUGGAGGACAUUCGAGAGAACAUCCUCAACUAUAACGAGGAAGGGGGUGGGGAGCAGGAUCAAGAUGCUUACAACAUGGCGGAGCUCCAGAUGUCCCUUCAAACCAGCCCAGCCUACUCCCUUUACAAGAAGAAAGGAAAGCGGGCAGAGCUGCAGAGUCCCGUGAGUUGCGACCUCCCAGCCAGUCCAAAGGAGCAGCUGGAAGCCCUUUCCACAGGACUGGGCUCCUCCUUCUCCAGCAUCGACUUUGGAUGCUACCUUUCAGGGGUGGUUAGAAACAUGGACCAGCUGCACCACGCCCUGCCCUGCGAUUCCUUGCAAGUCUUUUACACGGAAGGAGAGUGUUCAGAAGCCAGCAGCCUAAGUUCCCUGGGCUCCGGUGGAUGGGAGGAAGAUACAGCCUACGGGGAUAUGAAAGAGUGGGGGCCGAAGUUUGAAAAACUCAGCAAACUCUAUUCUCAUGCAGAGUCCGAUGACGGUUAGGCUGCUGAACUCAUCUUUGCACAAUGCUUGAAGGUCCCUUGUGGUGUUUUGGGGUUUUGGGGGGGUGGGGCGGGUAAAGGUACUUUUAACAUUUGAUAAAGUCAAUCUCUACUGAGAUACUUCAAAGGCACGGCUAAGAUGGAGACCAGGU
Messenger RNA from Podarcis raffonei (Aeolian wall lizard), 8776 nucleotides. RefSeq names its product neural-cadherin-like. Lineage: Eukaryota; Metazoa; Chordata; Lepidosauria; Squamata; Lacertidae. Gene Ontology annotation, molecular function: cadherin binding; calcium ion binding. The transcript has 33 exons. Gene Ontology annotation, cellular component: plasma membrane; catenin complex. The record is from RefSeq and is a predicted model, not a curated record. Gene Ontology annotation, biological process: homophilic cell-cell adhesion. Bases 1 to 8625 code for a protein of 2874 amino acids.